Caenorhabditis angaria is the source of this 894-nucleotide messenger RNA. The record is from the annotation of a GenBank genome assembly. Lineage: Eukaryota; Metazoa; Nematoda; Chromadorea; Rhabditida; Rhabditidae.
AUGAAUGAAUUGAAACAAGGCAUCGGAAUACUGGAAACAUCGUUGACUGGCGAGCCGCCAUUUUGGGACAAUUUUGAUCAAAUUUUCUCGCUCGACGCGGCGCCGGUUUUUGCGCUUGGAAAACGGAUUGAUACGAGCAGAGAAGGCGGAGUUCAGGAGUUGAAAAAGUAUAUACAGUCGAGGUUGUGGUUCACGUAUAGGAGGAAUUUUUCGCCGAUUGGUAGGAAAUUUUUGGGAGGGAUUUUGAGCAGAUUUGUCUGUAUUUAAAGAAGAAAAUCUGUUUCAAUUGGAAAUUCAGUUUUUUUCUGAUUUCUCCGGAAAUUCACAAAAAGCCAAAAAUUCUUAUCAAAAUAUAACAUAUAUUCCAGGCGGCACAGGUCCAUCAUCAGAUCAAGGUUGGGGUUGUAUGUUGCGAUGUGCUCAAAUGCUACUCGGUGAAACUUUGCUCCGUCGCCAUAUUCAUCGACAUUUCGAGUGGAACAUCGAAGAAAUCUCGCCAAUUUACGAACGAAUUUUGCAAAUGUUUUUCGACGAAAAAACGGCGAUUUAUUCGAUUCAUCAAAUCGCUCAAAUGGGUGUGGCUGAGGGGAAAAUGGUUUCGGAGUGGUUUGGACCAAAUACUGCUGCUCAGGUUAAUUUUUGAUGGGAAAAUUCAGGUCGUUCGGGAAAAAUUAGACCUAGGAGUUGAAAGUUUGAAAAAUAAAACAAAUUUAAUUUCAGGUCAUUAAAAAGUUGACAAUUUUCGACGACUGGAGCAAUAUAGCAGUUCACGUGGCAUUAGAUAACACUUUAGUAAUUGAGGAUGCGAUUCGAAUGGCUACAAGUUAUCCAAGUGAAAAUGCUGUCAAAUUGAUUUUUGGUGAGAUUUUGGGGGAAAAUGUGGGAUUUUUUUGA